Messenger RNA from Homarus americanus (American lobster), 4069 nucleotides. Its product is annotated as putative protein TPRXL. Lineage: Eukaryota; Metazoa; Arthropoda; Malacostraca; Decapoda; Nephropidae. The coding region runs from base 803 to 1690 and encodes 295 amino acids. The record is from RefSeq and is a predicted model, not a curated record. The transcript is spliced from 6 exons.
AGGGGUGGAUUUCAGUGGCCAAGAGUGCAGUGCGAUGGUAGGGCGAGGGGGCUGUCUGGAGCGGGGUGUAGAUGACCAGUCAGGACAUAUACACCGCUAUCAAGUAACAGGAUACACUUUGUAUAGAGAAAGAGGGAAAGGCAACGCUCUUCCCUGAUAGAGCUAUAGUAGAGGCUCAACACACACAACACACCAUGUACCUGAACGUGAACCUAACACGCCACCUCCGGCUGCAGGCGAGGGCUCCUGUACCACACCUAAGACGCCGGAGAUCCUCAACUCCCUCAUCAACCUGACUAGUCCACCCCUGCCACUCUCCUACUCCCAGUAUCAGAGCCAGGUGGAUGGCGGGGCAAUACUGAGUCCCAUCAGCGACGUGAGCAGUGAAGAAUCAGCAGAGAUGAGCAUGUGUCGUGGCAGAGAGGACCGAUACAUGAAGAACCCGGGCGGCGGUGGGGGUGGUGGAGGUGGCCUGGUGGGCGGGUCCCCCGGCACCUCAGGUAGGGCGGCCCCUGGCUGGGGCAUCGCCCCCCUCCACCCCUGACCUGCCCUCACCUGUCAACACAGUAGAGGCCACUAAGACGGCACUCAUCAAGGAGGGCCUCAAGCUACAGAUCCGCACUAAACUACAAGCCGCCGGCGUCGAUGAUCCUGAGUCUCUCCUCGAAGACACUAAGUACAUAAAGGAUGAAACCGCUGAUCUGACAGAGGAGGACGAGGAGAGACGAAGGAGACGACGAGAGAGAAACAAGAUAGCAGCCACUAAGUGUAGGAAUAAAGAAAAGAGAAGACUUACGUACUCAUGAAUGAAUCGGAGUCGGUGGAAGAUAUGAACGUGAGACUCAAGACAGAGAUCCAGAGGCUGACAUCUGAAAAGAUGAACUUGGAGAAGCUGCUCGGCGACCCUAAACACCGUGCGUCUUGCCGCCAUACCCCACGCUGUUCUAAGGCCCUGAGGCCACCGCUCGUUAUUGUUACACCGGCAGACUCACCCGACACCACCUCUUGCUCUUCCUCCUCCCCAACUUCCUCUACCUCCUCCUCAUCCUCGGGCAGCCCCACCUCCCCGCCUUUGAUCAGCCCCAACAGCUACAAGGCCCUGCCCGAGACCACUAUCCAAUCCGUGCUACACACCCAAGUUUCCUCACCCAUGACGUCUCCACCAGGCACCAUCUCCUCGCAGUGUGCCACUUCCUGUGCCUCAUCGUCUUCAUCACAAUUCUUGGCACCAAAAUAUAGCCCAUCUCAGAAUAUGAGUCAAAGGCACCAUCCGUACCUAUUCCCAGGUCGCUCCCAGCAGUCGUCGGCUGCCAUGGGGGAGAAACAACACUAUGGAAAUCCACCCUCCCCCACUGGCCCCCACACCAAGCCUGCGUACAAUUACUCAUGCUUGGGAACGCCCAGGACACACGAAUUUAUUCCACCAAAUCCACCGUCACAAAAAUCAGUAUUUACGACGAAGUCACGCAAUGCCAGUUUAGUGCGGUAUAGUCCAUACAGUGGACGCUCCCCACCCAUACCGUCCCCACUGGCCACCCAUGCCCAUCCUCAGCCAGGGGCACUGCCCUGUGGGGACACCUACGUUCAGUCAAACAAUAACAAUGGGUGUGGGCGUGAGGAUCAACAGACCUUCGUGACAGACAUGCACACCAAUCAGUUUUUCCCGCCGUGCUCCUACAGCAGCAUGUGACCCACGGCUGGGGGUGUCUAACCCCAGCUCACUGACAAGUUUGGUUUUAGAGUCACAUGUUUCCCCACGUGAAUGACAUGCCGUUUGAGAUGGGCUCCUUGUAUAUGUUGUAAAUGAUCACAAUUUGAUUUGGUCGGCUGCUCCCCAGGAGGGUCGACCAUGCCACACAGUCUCUGGGACUGCUGCACAAGUUUGCUUUAAUUGUGGCCCGUCAUUUUUGGGUGAAGUUUACACAUGUUCGCUUGCCUUGUAUUUUUGCAAAUGGAUAAGUUUUGUUGUUGCAUGUUGUUAUAUCAUAUUAGACCUCGUAUUUGAUGACAUUGAACAUUUAGCCAAGAGGCAGGAUUGCGCCAUAACUGUUAAUAAUGUGUUAUUGUUGCCCUGUUCUUGCUAGUGCUGGGUUUAUUUGUGUGUUUGUGUGUGUGAGUGAGAGCUCCAGAGCCUGGUCACUUAGGAUUAGCACCUCUCAUAAGACAUAUCCGUUAUAUUUCCCAAGUGUCUUGUAAUACGUGAUCCAUACAUAUAUAUUUUUAUUAGCUUUAUUUUCAUAAGUGAAAUGUUGGCAAAUAUAACAUGAUGCUAAACGAUUUAGGUACAAAACUCCACAACAUUCCUCUCUCCCUGUAUCAUGGUGAAGGACAUAUUAGAGCAUGACCACACCAGGAUACCCUGUGGCCCCCAACCACCAGCAGGUCUGUAGUGCCACACAAUCUGGGCCACACUCCUGCUGUGCUGGCCAUGCUCACAUAGCAGCUGCACUCACCUCCCACCACCAGCCUGUGAUGUGCAGUACUGUGCUGCUACUCAGCAUCAGUAUUCCACCAGCUGCUACCUGAUUUUGGACUAGUGUGACCUCAUUAUCAAGGUUGCACAGUAUUGUAGACUGUAUCCCAUUGCAGACAAUGUUCGUGCCAUGUCUGUGUGUAUCGCACCCUUCGUGUUUGUGAAGGUGUUUGUAUACUGUAUCCCCCUCCCCUUGUGUAUCGCCAGUUACUAGGCGUCGGCCGCUGGUGUCCCAGGCGGAGAGCUUGGGAAGGCCUGGUGCCCGUCCGACGUCAUUAGUAAUUGUCAGGUGAAGGGCUGCCGAGGGCCAGGUGUCCUGGCUGCUCCCAUACCUGAGCUGCUCCCUACCCUUACCAGCCCCCAAGUUCCGAACAGCUGGCUGUUAGGGAAUCUAAUUGUCCUCUGUUGUGUGUCUUGCGUAGGCUUUAAGCUGCUCAGAUCCCUCUUGCUACAUGGUCGCAUUGUCUAAAAGACAUUGUUUCUCAACUAGUGACUGCAGGCAUCCUGCCAGCCUGAAUUAUACAUGAUUAUAGUCAUCUGGGUUUUUUACCGGACAAUAUAUAAUUUUUACGAGGUCUAGGACCAUACAGGUAUUUAGACUCAACAGUUGAGUUAUGCAUUGCCAAUAUUAUGAUCACAUCCUGAGGCUUAUACCGGUACCUACAACCAACUUCCUAUUGUGUCAUAGAUCUUGUUACCAACCUCUUCUUGCUGGAACCAACUUCCUUCCCUAUCCAUUGCAGCAAUCUUUUAAUCCUAACAGCAAACCCAGUCAAUUACUGCCAAGCAACUGGCUGUAAUGACCACCUUGCUCUCCCCAUAACCAUGGCCUCCUCCAGCACAGCAAAGGAGGAGGGGAGAGGAGAAAGAAUGGCAGAGGAAAUGGUGUCGGGCACAGUACAAGUGGUCUGCUGCCCUAGCCGUCACGACCCUACUGUCGCAGCUGUCUGCACUUGAUAUUUCCAAGCCGUCCGGCUCACCUGCAAUUAGCAGCUCAGAGCCAUGUUUACAAUCUCAUUAUAUCAAUCACCCAAAGGAAUGCCCAAGAAGUUAACUAGGAAUGGACGGCCGCGGUGGGUGAGGCAAAGCUCGUUAAAUAUAGGUCACUCACUCACACUUGGCAAUACUGCCGACGCUGCCCCACACUACCGCCACACUCGAUCACACGCAACUCGACGACUGUUUAUAACGAAUUUACGACGAAAACGACAUCGCUGAUCCGUUACCCCUCACCGCCGAGAGCACCAGCCACCGAUCAUGACGUGGUGGUGCCCAACGCCCUCCCCCCAGGAGCGGCGACAUUCCAGGUGUGAGGGGACCACGAGGUCAGGAUGACACUGACUCACACCAACUAUGUCUUCUACCUGCACAUUGUUGCAGGAAAAUUCACAAAUUGAGAUUUAUAUUAUGUACAUUAUUAUGCUGUUAAAAGCGCAAAUGGGAAUCUUUAUUACAUCGGCAUCAUUUAAGGUUGGUCAUGUAUAUUAAAAAGACAUUACCUAAGCAUAUACUAUCAACUGCUAAUGUGCUAUCAGAUAUUUUUAUAAAGCUGCUACAUUGAAGACAAAGCAGAAUAUUAAAUUUGCAUUAUUCUUA